Cokeromyces recurvatus is the source of this 3037-nucleotide messenger RNA. RefSeq names its product P-loop containing nucleoside triphosphate hydrolase protein. The transcript is spliced from 10 exons. Gene Ontology annotation, cellular component: nucleus. Bases 98 to 2845 code for a protein of 915 amino acids. NCBI's taxonomy places the organism in Eukaryota, Fungi, Mucoromycota, Mucoromycetes, Mucorales, Mucoraceae. Gene Ontology annotation, molecular function: ATP binding; RNA binding; RNA helicase activity. The record is from RefSeq and is a predicted model, not a curated record.
GACAAUUAUUACGACUACUUUCUCCCUCUUUUUCUAUUUUUUUUUUUUAAAAAAAAAAUAAAGGAGUCUUUGUUUAUAUAUAAUAAAUAAAUAUAUAAUGUCUUGGGAUUCUUCUGCAGUCAAUUUUUCUUCUGGUGGUGCACAAAUGGACUUCUCUUCUGGUAAUGCUCAAAUGGAAUUUGGUUCUGGUGAUGCUAGCGUUAAUAACAACGCCAAUUAUGGCAAUGGUAACAAUGAUCAGGGUGAAUUCUCUCAACCUAAUAAUGAUUAUAGACAAGGUAGUGAUUCACGUCCUCCUCGUCCUGAACCUACUGAAGAACAAUUACAACAUAGAAAUUAUAACUGGGCUUCUAAUCGUGCUCGUUAUGAAUACAAUGAAAAUGCAAUUGGUGAAGAUGGUAUGGCCCCUCGUGAUCCUACUCUUGAAGCUGAACUCUUUGAACAAAAUGCUGCUGAUCAACAAACCCCCCUUGACUUUUCAAAGUAUCAAAAAAUUCCUAUUCGUGUAGAACGUGGUCAAGCUCCUCCCCCUAUCAAAAGCUUUGAUGAGGCUGAUCUUCAUCCUGUCAUGAAGGAGAACAUUAAACUUGCACAUUAUGCUGUUCCUACUCCUGUUCAGACAUACUCUGUCCCAAUUGUUACUAGUGGUAAAGACUUGAUGGCAUGUGCUCAGACUGGUUCUGGUAAGACCGCAGCUUUCCUUAUUCCUACCCUUUCCGCCCUUUUUUACAAUGCCAGAGAACUUCAAAAACCUAAACCUGCCCCUUAUGAAUACAGAUCUUAUAAGGCUGAGCCUCUCGUUCUUAUUAUUGCUCCUACUCGUGAACUUUGUUCUCAAAUUUUCGAUGAAUGUAGAAGAUUCACCUACAGAUCUUCUCUUAGACCUUGUGCUGUUUAUGGUGGUGCUGACUCUAUUGGUCAGAUUCGUCAACUUGAAAGAGGCUGUGAUGUUUUAGCUGCUGCCCCUGGUCGUCUUAUGGACUUUAUUCAACGUGGUAAGGUUGGACUUAGUAGAGUUAAAUAUCUUAUUUUAGACGAAGCCGAUCGUAUGUUGGACAUGGGUUUCGAAGCUGUUAUUCGUACUAUUGCCUUGAAGAGUGGUAUGCCUACUGAUAGACAAACUCUCUUGUACUCUGCUACUUUCCCUAGAGCUAUUCGUGCUCUUGCUCGUGAUUUCUUACGUACUGAUUAUCUCUUCUUGAAGGUUGGUCGUGUUGGUGGUACCUCUAACUCCAUUACUCAAAAGAUUAUGCACGUUGAAGAGGAUGAAAAGAGAGAGGCUCUUCGUGCAUUAUUAAAUGCUCAACCUCCUAGCCGUACUCUUAUCUUCGUUGAAACCAAGAGAAGUGCUGAUAGUUUGGAUCAUUAUCUUUAUGAACGUAACUUCCCUUCUACUUCUAUUCAUGGUGAUCGUACACAAAUGGAAAGAGAAGAUGCUCUUCUUGCUUUCAAGAGAGGCAAAUGCCCUAUUUUAGUUGCUACCGCCGUUGCUGCUCGUGGUAUCGAUAUUCGUAAUGUCAUGCACGUUAUUAAUUAUGAUAUGCCUCAAGAUAUGGAUGAAUAUAUUCAUCGUAUUGGUCGUACUGCUCGUGUUGGUAAAUCUGGUUUAGCUACAUCUUUCUAUAAUGACCGUAGUGCCGCAUUAGCUCCUGAGUUGACCAAAUUAUUGAAGGAAUGUAACCAAGAAAUUCCUGAUUUCUUACAACCCUAUGUUACCGAUGACUUAACCUUUGAUGAAGAUCUUGAUGAUACUGGUGUUGAAGCUCCUGCUUAUGCCGGUCAAGAAUACGUUCCUAUGGAAAGAAACACCCCUGGUGCUCCUCAAGGCUUUAAUAAUGCUGAACCUACAGGCGCAGCUGACGGAGCUUGGGAUUCUGGUAAUAACGCUAAUGAUAGCUAUGGUGGUGGAAGAAAAUCGAAUGGUCGUCCUGGUGAUUGGGAUUGUCCUGACUGUGGUAUUUCUAAUUUUGCUUCUCGUUAUGAAUGCUUCAAGUGUGGUACUGCUAAACCUGAAGGUGCUGGUGGAGAAUUUGGUGGUGAAAGACGUGCUCCUCGUCCUAAGCGUGAUGGUGAUUGGGACUGCCCUGACUGUGGUAUUUCUAAUUUUGCUUCUCGUUAUGAAUGCUUCAAAUGUGGUACUGCUAAACCUGAAGGUGCUGGUGGAGAAUUUGGUGGUGAAAGACGUGCUCCUCGUCCUAGACGUGAUGGCGACUGGGACUGUCCUUCAUGUUCUGCUGUAAACUAUGCAUCUCGUACUGAAUGCUUCAAAUGUCAUUCUUCUAAGGGUGAAGACAGUGGCGCUGGUGGUUAUGGUGGCUAUGAUAAUAGCGGUUAUGAUUCUCAACCUGCUGCUGAAUCUUCUAAUUUUGACUCUGGAAAUUGGGAUCCUAAUGCUGCUGCUGCUGGCUGGGGAUCUUCUGAACCUGCUGUCGCUACCUCUGCUCCUGCUGCUGCUGGUUGGGGAUCUUCUGAGCCUGCCGCUACUGCACCAGCUUCCAAUGGUUGGGGAUCUUCUGAACCUGCUGUCGCUACCUCUACUCCUGCUGCUGCUGGUUGGGGAUUUUCUGAGCCUGCCGCUACUACACCAGCCUCCAAUGGUUGGGGAUCUUCUGAACCUGCUGCUCCUGCUGCUCCAGCUUCUAGUGGUUGGGGUCAACCUGCCGCUACUAGCCCUGCUCCUGCCUCAGCACCUGCUCCUGCUCCUGCUUCUAAUGGUUGGGGUCAACCUGCCGCUACGAGUUCUACUCCUGCCGCUUCUGGUAAUGAUGGCUGGGGUGCAGCUCCUGCUGUUACCUCUGAUGGUUGGGGAGCACCUCCUGCCUCUGCUAACGGUGCUGGUUGGUAAAAAAAGACCAGAUUUGCUGCUUAGAGAUUCUUUUAAGAAAAAAAAGUUUGACUCAAAUAUAUAUUAUAUAAAACACAGUAUUUGCUAGACAUAAGGAGUAAAAAAUACACAUGUAUAUUUAUGUCUUUAAAAUGUAUAUAACAUAUUUUAUUUCCAUUUUUAACAAUAAAAGAGUAAAAUUAUAAAAAAAAA